Messenger RNA from Copidosoma floridanum, 1473 nucleotides. RefSeq lists its product as uncharacterized. NCBI's taxonomy places the organism in Eukaryota, Metazoa, Arthropoda, Insecta, Hymenoptera, Encyrtidae. The record is from RefSeq and is a predicted model, not a curated record.
AUGAAUGAUCAUUCUGAUUUUAAAGAAAAUACAACCACUCCUGAAAGGAAAAAACAAUUUGUUCAGUACUGGUUGGAAGGCAACUUGUUUAACUAUUACAAUAGCAAUGUAGAAAAAGCACAAAGUGUAUCUAGAUUGAACGAAAGAUGCCAAUCGUAUUCUGUACAGCUAAAUUCACCACCAAGAGUACAGAAUCCACAAGUUCCAUCAUGUACAACAGAAGUUUCACCUGUACUUGGAGGAAAAAGAUUGGCAUCACCAGUGAUUGGAGGUCACAGAAAAGUAUGGAAACGCAUAAAACUAGAGAAAGAAUUUACAACAAAUGAGACAAAGGAAGUUAAGCUUUCUGGCAUUAAGUUAGAGACGACAAGUGUAGCAGAGACAUGGGAAAAAUGCAAUAAAGAUGAUAUCAAGAAGUCAGAGUACAAAAUUGAAGUAGAUGAUUUUUUUCCUUCAGAGUCUUUAGAAAUAUUUAAUGAAAGCGAUGACAGUAGUCCAAAGUUACCCAAAACCACUGAACAUCCGACUUCCCAGCUCAUUGAGUCUGUAUCUAGUGCAGAUAAAAGUCACAAUCAUUCUCAAGUAGUUAAACAAGAAAUUCUCAGUGUAAGUGACAACACAGAAAGUGAUCUCAUAGAAGAAUUAAGUACACACUUGGUUUUGGAUACUUCUUGUCGUGACAGACAUGUGAUAUUAUCACAAAAUAUUUCAAGUCCAUCAUCUGAUUCAAUGGUUGAAGAAAAUUGUGUUGACACAAAUAAGAUAACUGCAACCAGCAUAAAACAGUCUCCUAUAGAGACUUUAACUUCUACGGAUCCCAUAGACUCAGUGAGCACAUUUGAAUCAAAACCAGAUUUUGGAAAAACAUCUUACAUUUUACACUAUGCUGAAGAGAAGCUAAAAAAAAAAAAAAUUCCUAAAAAGGGUAGUUUAUUAGAAGUAUUAACAACAGCUAUGGCCAAAGAAAGAUCAAGUGUCAAUUUACUGCGACAUCAGUUGCAAAAAAAAAUAAAUAUUGUUCCUGACAAAUCAUUUGUUCUUUUUCAAAUUAUAAAGCAUUUACCAAUGAACAAUGGCAAUCAGUAUUUCAAAUGUUCAGUGAUUAACGAUAAUAUGGGUGUUUUAAAUGGUUUACUACCAAGUAAAACCAAUCGUUUGAUAACAGUUAUGAAUGUGCCUGAAAUCUCAUCUCUGGUGAAUAUCAAUGAAAAACCUAUAUUAAAAGUUUAUGAACCUUUGAUCGUUUUAGAUCCUAAUCAAAUGUUGUUACAUAUUACAAAAUUCAUUGCUAUACCAUCGGAAGACUUGGAAAUUUUAAACCUCACUGACCAGAGCGCGCAAGGGAAUAAUUUAAAAAUGAUCAAGAAAUUCGAUUGUCCAUGUAUGGAUGAAAAAGUGCUCUCCCUUAAGUGUAAAUCAAAAUAUUCUGAUACUUCCAAUAAUAUAAUAAGAAUGUUAUUCGUUCACCACUAA